GCGACCCAGAUCUUGCUCCCCAAGAGCGCCAAGCCGCACGACCUGGUCCGCAAGAUCGACACGCUCUACGAGCACGCGACGAGCUUCGUCAAGCAGUACCCGUCCGACAAGGUCGACAAGGAGGUCACGCCGUACAAGCUCCUCGCGGCAGCAGCCUCGGCCUCCUCGAGCUCGCAGAUCGCGCAGUGGUGGAACGGCCCGGGCAAGACCAUUGAGUGGGCCGAGCACCUGUUGGCGGCCAAGCGUCGCCUCCUCACGCACAUUGAGGAGACCGUGCAGCAGGUCAGCGAGCGCUUCACCGAAGCGGCGAACAGCUUCGACUGGCUCAAGGAGUACCGCAACGAUGACGACGUCGCGGUCCUUCCCUCGGUCAUGUACGCCGCCAGGCUGUCGAGCAUCCUCGCCGACGUCCCAGGCGAGCUCGGCACCGGCAGCUGGCCGUUCGCCGUCGCGGCAAAGGCGGCGCUCCCUCACUGGCUCGACGUCAGGUUUGACUCGAGGAAGGAGGAGGACCCGCUCGAGAUUUUGGCGGCCAUCAGGCGCCUGCCCAAGGACGCUUUCCGCAAGCGCAACGAGGCGCUCGCCGAGAUGCGCACCGAGAUGAGCGCGCUCGUCGCCGCGAACCGGCCUGCCGCAGCUGCGAGCGGGGGCGCGCUCCCAAACCUCGCUCAGGCCUUCCGCUCGACCGGCAGCACGGCAGCCUACGCUCCGCUUCCGAGCGAGCGACCUGCCGCGCAGCAGGGCAACAUCAUGCCGCGCUACUGGGAGAAGCUCUCGAACGACGAGCGCCGCAGCUUCUUGCUCGCGCAGUUCCCGCUCACGCCGGGCACGGCGUCAGUCCCGUCGACGGCGUGCGACAAGUGCAGCCUCGUCGGCCACCUGAGCUACGCCUGCAAGUCGACGUCGCCCGUGCCUGCGGCCAAGCGCAACUACCGUCGCCAGUGGCGCAUGGUCGAGUCCGAGAAGCGCGCCAAGUCGCGCGAGCGCGACCCGCCCAACUGGUUCACCAAGCCUGACAGGCAGGUCAACUUGCUUGGCGAGGUCGACGAGCUCAUGUGGUACGAGGAGGACCUCUUCUACCCGUCGCAGGACGACAUCGACGCGUCGCUUGUCGAGGCGGGAAAAGCCUGA
Molecule: messenger RNA, 1131 nt
Organism: Rhodotorula graminis WP1
Lineage: Eukaryota; Fungi; Basidiomycota; Microbotryomycetes; Sporidiobolales; Sporidiobolaceae
Exons: 2
Source: RefSeq, a predicted model, not a curated record